GGGCCAGGUCGCGGCCCGGUGACGUCACCGAGCAGCGCCGGGGCCGUGGCUCCGGCCUGAGCAUUGGGCUUCGCUCGGCAUGGCGGACAUGGAGGAACUCUUCGGGAGCGACGCCGACACGGAACCGGAGCAAAAAGACACUGACUCCGGAUCGGACUCAGAUUCGGACCGAGAGAACACCGGCUCUGUUAGUAACAUUUCCGGUAGCGAGAGCGACCGAGAGGAUGAUCAAGAUGCUUUAAAACCCAGCAAUAAAGAGUUGUUCGGUGAAGACAGUGAGGACGACGGUGUGUCUCACCACAGCGGCAGCGACAACCAGUCCGAACGCUCCUACAUUCAUUCUGAAGGCUCGGCGCACUCUGAACACGAGGAGAACGACCAGUCCGAGAUCGAACAGCACAGUGGCUCGGAAGCUGCGCACGAUGAGGAAGACGAUGAAGAUCGCAGAUCAGAGGAAGGAAGCCGCCACUCUGAGGCGGAAGGAUCCGAGAAAGCCCAUUCCGAGGAUGAAAAAUGGGGCGGGGAGGACAAGAGCGAUCAGUCGGAGGAGGACGAGAAGCUCCAGAAUUCAGAGGACGAAGAGCAGAUUCAGCAUUCCGACGAAGAGGAGAAGAACUCUGAUGACGAAGAGAGGACCCAGAUCUCGGACCACAAGGAGAGGAUGGACCAGUCUGAUGAGGAAGAUGAGAGACCCCAAGUCUCUGACGAAGAGAAGCUUCAGAACUCGGAGGAUGAGGAGAGGCCGCGGAAUUCCGAUGAAGAAAACAUGCAGAACUCGGAGGACGAGGAUGAACGGGUGGCCCACUCGGAAGAGGAGAAGCUUCCGAAUUCAGACGACGAGAGGCCUCAGCAUUCAGAGGAUGAAGAGCGCCAUUUGUCUGAGGAGGAAGAGGAACGCGAGCACAAAUCGGAAUCGCCAAGAGGCAGCGACAGUGACGACGAUAUCCCCCAAAUGAAGAGCAAGAAGCGAAUUGCAUCAGAUUCCGAAAUGGAAAGCGAUGCGGAAGGACAAAAAAAUAACAGAGACGCCAUGGAUUUGUUUGGAGGAGCAGAUGAUAUCUCUUCAGGAAGUGACGGAGAAGACAAGCCACCAACCCCAGGGCAGCCUAUUGAUGAGAAUGGUUUGAAUGAGGAUCAGCAAGAAGAAGAACCCAUCCCUGAAACACGGAUAGAAGUAGAAAUUCCAAAAGUCAACACGGAUCUGGGAAACGACCUGUAUUUUGUAAAGCUUCCCAACUUCCUCAGUGUGGAACCCAGGCCUUUCGAUCCUCAGUAUUACGAGGAUGAAUUUGAAGACGAGGAGAUGCUGGAUGAAGAAGGCAGGACGAGAUUAAAACUGAAGGUAGAGAACACAAUACGUUGGCGAACUCGCCGAGAUGAAGAAGGUCAGGAGAUCCGAGAAAGUAAUGCACGAAUCGUCAAGUGGUCUGACGGGAGCAUGUCCUUACACUUGGGGAACGAAGUCUUCGACGUCUAUAAAGCCCCCUUGCAAGGAGACCACAACCAUCUCUUCAUCCGACAAGGGACGGGACUUCAGGGACAGGCCGUCUUCAAGACCAAAUUGACCUUCCGGCCACACUCCACAGACAGCGCCACGCACAGAAAGAUGACCCUCUCGUUGGCGGACCGAUGUUCAAAGACGCAGAAGAUCCGCAUUUUGCCCAUGGCUGGCCGCGAUCCGGAGUCGCAACGCACAGAAAUGAUUAAG
This is a messenger RNA of Notechis scutatus (mainland tiger snake), 1708 nucleotides long. The record is from RefSeq and is a predicted model, not a curated record. Lineage: Eukaryota; Metazoa; Chordata; Lepidosauria; Squamata; Elapidae.